Molecule: messenger RNA, 2331 nt
Organism: Branchiostoma belcheri (Belcher's lancelet)
Lineage: Eukaryota; Metazoa; Chordata; Leptocardii; Amphioxiformes; Branchiostomatidae
Product: synaptotagmin-15-like
Exons: 11
Coding region: 1-1563 (520 amino acids)
Biological process (GO): cellular response to calcium ion; regulation of dopamine secretion; calcium-ion regulated exocytosis
Cellular component (GO): membrane
Molecular function (GO): calcium-dependent phospholipid binding; syntaxin binding; clathrin binding
Source: RefSeq, a predicted model, not a curated record
AUGGUUUUAAAACAGAAUACGGUCAACUCGAGAAAUGUGCAAGCUUUCGUGCUGCCGAGCACGCCGCCGAAGAAAACCCGACAGUUCGACCGGCCCGUCGUGUCGCCCCGACUGGAGACUUCGGGCGCGCUCGGGGUCCCGAUCUAUCCCGACAGCGGCUCGGACUCGUCGUCACCUCCGUCGAGAAGGUCCUCCACGGAAGGUCCUCAAAACAGUAUGUUCUCGUUGGGCACGAUAGAUCCCGAUCUCUACAAGGCGACUCAGGACGACUCGGAGACGAACUUUCCCGAAGACCACCUCGGGAGGGUGUGGUUCGCCCUGGAGUACCAGCGGGAGGCUGAGCGCUUAUUGGUCAGCCUCAUCAAGAUCAAGAAUCUCCCCAGCCGCACGGCAGGAAGCUCCAACGCCUGCGAUCCCUUCGUCAAGAUCUUCCUGUUGCCAGACGAGAGGAGAUUCGUGCAGUCCAAGUUCAAGAGGAAGACCACAAACCCGAAGUUCGACGAGAGCUUCGUCUUUCAGGUGUCGUACAAAGCUCUACAGACACGCACGCUCCGACUCACCGUGUAUGACGUGGACCGUCACAAGAAGCACAGGACGCUGGGAAACGUGCUGUACCCCUUCAAGGACUUCGACUACGACGACGGACAGAAGAUUGUGCUGUGGAAAGACCUGGAGGAAAAAUCCAACAUGGAAACGUCAGACCUGGGUGAGGUGCAGUUCUCCCUCACCUACAACAAUCACCUGGAGCGGCUCACGGUGGUCGUGCUCAGAGCGAGGGGCAUCAAGAAACCCACAGGGAUGGCUGCAGUAGACACUUGCGCACGUGUGACCCUGAUGAACAGUAAUCACGUGCUGAAGACAAAGAAAACCAACGUAGUCACCAACAGCAGCGACCCUCUGUACAACGAGAGCUUCAACUUCAAGCUAAGCCCCACGCAACUCGAUACAUCCAGCUUGAGCGUCGCCAUACUACAGGUCACUCCCGGAGACGAAGGAUACGAACGCCAAGUUGGGCGUGUAGUGGUCGGGCCGUUCAUGUAUGCCCGAGGGAAGGAGCUCGAACACUGGACAGAGAUGGUCAACAACCAGAAGGACAUGGUCAAAAGAUGGCAUGCUCUCACACAGGAAACGUCAGACCUGGGUGAGGUGCAGUUCUCCCUCACCUACAACAAUCACCUGGAGCGGCUCACGGUGGUCGUGCUCAGAGCGAGGGGCAUCAAGAAACCCACAGGGAUGGCUGCAGUAGACACCUGCGCACGUGUGACCCUGAUGAAUAGUAACCACGUGCUGAAGACAAAGAAAACCAACGUAGUCACCAACAGCAGCGACCCUCUGUACAACGAGAGCUUCAACUUCAAGCUAGGCCCCACGCAACUCGAUACAUCCAGCUUGAGCGUCGCCAUACUACAGGUCACUCCAGGAGACGAAGGAUACGAACGCCAAGUUGGGCGUGUAGUGGUCGGGCCGUUCAUGUACGCCCGAGGGAAGGAGCUCGAACACUGGACAGAGAUGGUCAACAACCAGAAGGACAUGGUCAAAAGAUGGCAUGCUCUCACACAGUGACGUCACUCAGUCCCAGUUCUCGCGAGGGUAGACGAGAACAUCGGCACUUCUCGCGAGGGUUGAGAAAAACAUCGGAACCUCGCGAGAUUUUGAGAUUCAUGUACCUAAUAUCCUUAUAAGGAUUCUAAGAAAAGAUAUAUACUUAGUGAAUGGGGGAGUAUCUCCCGCCAAAAAUGUUAAGGAUUCAUAAACGUUUGUGUUGUUGUUGUUUUCAUAAUGCAAAACGUUGAAAGACGGUUCAGACAAAUUUUAAGUAUAAAAAGCAGGCUCUGCCCAUGAGGCGUAGCCAAAAAUAGGGUUUACCUAGAUGGUAGGCGUGCAACUAUGUACUGUUUGUCUUAUGCUCAGAAUAUUGUUAAGUACCUACAAUCUGUUGUGUAUUUGUGGAUAUGCAUGUUUUUUCGUCACACACUAUAAACUAUUGAAAAAGUACAUAUUAGAUGUUUAACUGUGAAAAGAAUGAUAUAGUCGUACAAAUGUUGUUGCUCGAAAGAAAAAGAGUUCUUGAAGCUGUAGGUUUCUUGGUGAUGAUAGAUAGAUAGAUAGAAUGCCUUAUAUGAUACUAAGAACAAAACGUGAUACUCGAAACUGUCAGGACGUCACGCCUAUACUCGUGCCUGUGUCACCGAAUUCUAGUCUUGAAAAGUUUGAAAACGACCGAUUGAACGGUUUUGCUGUGUGUGUUAAAAUCGCUAGACGGAGCUGCUGCUGGUUAUCACGAGAUGCAAUUAAAUGCUGCCUGGCCAGUUAGACUAACAGACAUGUCAA